UCUUCCUGGGUCCAACUAUACAAAGCUGACAGCUGACUCCUCCAAAACAAAACUCGCCAAUUUUUUAAAAAAAAUCUUUCCAAAAAGUAGCAGUUUUACUAGACUAGGGAGUACUAUACUCUGCUACUGCUACUCUUGAAUAAUGCAACUCAUCGUCCAUCUUUCUCUCUCCUCAAAUUACCAUCUUCUCUAACCUCUCAUCUUCACUCCAUUAAAUCUUUACCUGUUUAUGUUGGGUUUUAGCUUUCUGGCUUAAAUUUCUGAUCUGGGUUUACACUCAUUUUUCUAUUUAAUUUAAAACGAACUAAUAUUAUCCCCUUUUUCUGCAAUUAUCAGCCAUUUAACAUGAGAGAUGUAGUCAAAUUUGAAGGUUUGAAAGUACUCCCAUUUACGCAGAUUUUCGUUUUUCCAUUUGUUUUCCUCUGGGUCCACAUUUUCCUUUAAUCAAUUCUCAUUUUCAAAACCCAGAAAAUUCUGGAAAAGAAAAAAUUUCAAGGAUAUAAACCCUAACUAUUUUUGGUUCAGAAUAUCAAUUUCUGGUUCUAUGUUCGCUGCUUUAUCUUUUUGAAGCAUUUAUACAACACUUGGUGGGCAUUGUGUAACUAGUCUCACCAUAUAUUGGAAAUUUCUGGGUUCAGAUGUCAUUUUCAGGCACGCAAAUUCUUCACCAGUGCAAACUUUUCCUCUUUAGCUGGUAUGUUUUGUUCUUAUUGAUUUUACAUCUUAGUGCCUAAGUUUUAUGGAAAAACAUGGCCGUUGAAACCAUAGGUUAUAUGAUUGGGUUUGCUCAACAUUAGGUUACUGAAGAGUUCUUUUUUUAUUACAAAUUAGUUUAAAAUAUCCAUUGUGAAUCCCAAAUUAAUUUGUGUUAUACCGAAAAUGGUGACUAGAUGCAUUUUUGUGGGUACUUCAGCUACAAUGCUUUGCCAGUUUCUUGUGUCAUUGCUGUUUUCAGUUGCUGUCUCAGAAAUUUCUCUGGGUUCAAAGCUUACUGUUUCUGAAAAUCAAUUGUGGGUUUCCUCCAACGGGGAUUUCGCAUUGGGUUUUUUCACUCAUUCAGAUAAUGUGAACCAAUAUAGUUUAGGAAUUCGCUUCCAUUCGGGUUCGAUACCUGUUGAUAAGCAAUCUGUAGUUUGGGUUGCUGGUGCAGAACUCACCGUUAGUAAUCAGUCCUAUUUUCAGCUCAUGGAGGAGGGGGGAUUGGUUUUGUUUGAUCCGUCGAAUGGUGGGGUUGUAUGGACGAGCAACACGUCUGGGAAGUCUGUUGCUUCUGCCUCCCUGCAGGAUGAUGGGAAUUUGGUUGUUUUGGAUGGAAACAAGGAUAUGGUGUGGCAAAGCUUUGAUACACCCUCCGAUACACUCUUGCCUGGCCAAGUUUUGUCUGUCCACAAAACACUUCGUGCUCUGAGUGGGAAUUUGGUUUCCAGUCACUAUAGCCUAUACUUGAAUGACUCAGGGCAGCUACAACUGAGGUGGGAAACCGGUGUAUUAUACUGGGUAAGGGGAAGCCCUUCUAAUCUGUCACUCAAGGCGUCCCUUAGCUCAAAUGGCUCCUUUCAACUUCUUGACGACAGAUCUGAAGCUUUUUGGUCUGUAUUCGCAGAAGAUCACAAUGACAAUGUGAAGUUCCGGUUUCUUCGGUUAGAUGUUGAUGGGAAUCUUCGAAUUUACUCAUGGGAUGAAGAUUCAGUAUCUUGGAAGUCGGUGUGGCAAGCUGUUGAGAAUCAGUGUGAUGUUUUUGCAACAUGUGGUGAUCAAGGAAUUUGUUCCUUUGCUAACUCUAGCCUCUCUAUCUGUAAAUGUCCUUUUGGAUCGGCCAUGGAGUCUAAUUCAAAGUGUUUGGCACCCUACAGGCAGCAGAGCUGUAGUUCUAGAGCUAUGGUGGAAUACAAGCACACUUCACUUUACGGGAUUUACCCGCCAAGUGAUACAAUCAUCAUAACCAGUUUAGACUUUUGCCAGCGUUUGUGUGAGAAGGACCCUCUUUGCACUGCUGUGACAUAUCUGAAUGAUGGUAGUGCACGAUGUCAGAUCAAGAAAACCCGGUUUAUUACUGGUUCUUCAGAUCCGUCUCUGAGUUCCAUAUCCUUUGUUAAGACAUGUACGGAUCCCUUCGCGGUCCUUCCUAACAAAUCCCCUACUGCCGCUUCUCCAUCUUUACCCUCUCUCUUGUCCUCUAAAUCUAAUCAGUCAAGUAGAUUCCCAAUCCGUCCUGUAAUUGAUGCAGCUUUGGUUAGCUUCUGUCUGUUUUGUAUGCUUCAGAUAGCUGUUGGGUUUUGGGUCUGCAAAAGAAGAAGAGCUACUGUCAGGAAGAAAGCUAGUCCUCCUUCUCAUGGUUUGAUUUCUGCUGGCUUGGUCAGAUGGACAUAUGGUGAAAUCAAGGAGCUAACUGGAAACUUCAAGGAUCAGUUAGGGCCACAUUCAUAUAAAUCUGUGCUUCAAAACAACCAACCUGCUGUAGUCAAGCGGCUAGAAUCACAAAUUGAGGAGAGGAGAUUUAGGGCUAUGGUUUCAAUGAUUGGAAGCAUUCAUCAUAAAAAUUUGGUUAAGGUGGAGGGUUAUUGUUGUGAGUCAGGAAACAGAUUUUUGGUGUACGAGCUUUUAAAGAACGGUUCACUAGAAGACUUCAUGCACGAUCCUGCAUCAUGCAAAAAGCUUUCUUGGAAAAAUCGAAUGUUGAUUUGUCUAGAUGUGGCGAAGGCCAUUUCUUAUUUGCACACAGGUUGUAGGGAUUUUGUAAGCCAUGGGAAAUUGAAAUGUGGAAAUGUGAUUUUGGAUGAAAACCUGGAAGCAAAAGUGACAGAGUUUGGCUUACAGAAACUUGAUGGUAUUGAGACUUAUGCGGAGAAAGAUGUGGAAGACUUUGGUAAGAUGGUACUCUAUCUCAUAUGUGGGCGCCAAGAAGAAGUUUGUGAGUGGUCUUACAACAAAUGGGUUAGUGGGUAUGGAUGGAGGGUUGUGGAUAAGAGAAUUGAAGGCGAAGUAGACUUUGAAGAGCUAGAGCGUGGCCUUAGAAUUGCUUUCUGGUGCUUGCAAGUUGAUGAAAGAAUGAGGCCGUCAAUGGGGGAAGUCGUGAAUGUUUUAGAGGGUACACUGACAGUUGAUCCACCACCGCCCCCGUUUUCUGACUCAAGAAAUUUACAGGAAGACAUAUUAGCAGAAUCAGAGCUGGUUUGAAACUUGUUGUCCUGCCCAUGUAUUAUGUAUAGCAGCACUAAGCCACUAACAUUAUGGUAAGCUGUAAAAUUUUAAGGAAUAGAUUGGUUAGAUUAACCUUUUGACCUAAGGGCUAACAAAUAAAUUCCUGUGUUUGGUUCAAGUGAGACUGAGAGUGACAUUAGGUUGCCUCUAAGCUUCUGUAGGUCAAACAUUUUAUUUUCUAGUCUGAUUCUUAUUAAUGGAAAAACUCUUCUGUAUGUCAAACAUUUA
Messenger RNA from Spinacia oleracea (spinach), 3429 nucleotides. RefSeq names its product G-type lectin S-receptor-like serine/threonine-protein kinase SD3-1. Bases 880 to 3177 code for a protein of 765 amino acids. Lineage: Eukaryota; Viridiplantae; Streptophyta; Magnoliopsida; Caryophyllales; Amaranthaceae. The record is from RefSeq and is a predicted model, not a curated record. Gene Ontology annotation, molecular function: ATP binding; protein serine/threonine kinase activity. The transcript has a single exon. Gene Ontology annotation, biological process: recognition of pollen; protein phosphorylation.